AUGGUGAUUGGGUGGAGAGUGGGGGAGGAGGAGCUGGCCCACGUGCCCUACCCCGCUUCUCGGUACCCCGUAGAGGUCAUGGUUCAGAGGUCACAGGACUUCUACAGCCUGAUGAACCAGAGGAGGUCUGUCCGCUUCCUCAGCCCCGAGCCCGUUCCACGACAGGUCAUCGACAACGUAAUCCGCACUGCAGGCACAGCCCCCAGUGGAGCCCACACAGAACCCUGGACGUUUGUGGUGGUGUCAGACCCAGAGGUGAAGCACCAGAUCAGGCUAGUGGUGGAGGAGGAGGAGGAAGUCAACUACCGUCAGAGGAUGGGGGACAAGUGGGUCAGUGACCUGCAGAGACUCAGGACUAACUGGGUGAAGCAGUAUCUUGAUGUGGCUCCCUACCUCGUGUUGAUAUUUAAACAGACGUACGGCAUCGUAGCUGGAGGACAGAAGAGGACUCAUUACUACAAUGAGAUCAGUGUGUCCAUCUCCUGUGGCCUGCUAUUGGCCGCGCUGCAGAAUGCAGGUCUGGUGACGGUGACGACGACGCCCCUCAACUGCGGCCCCCAGCUCAGGCUGCUCCUCGGUCGGCCAGCCAAUGAGAAGCUGCUGAUGCUUCUUCCUGUCGGUUACCCCGCCCCCGACGCCACCGUGCCCGACCUCACCCGCAAGCCACUUGACGACAUCGUGGUGCACCUGUGACAUCAUCACUAAGGGCCCGGUCGAGUGACAUCCUAGAUGUAAGGGUACCUUCUGUCCUCGUCUCCUCCCAGUCAUCUGCAAUGAUUUGUAAAGUAGCAACAGUCAUCAAAAUGUUUACUAUUCUAAUAAAAUGCAACAAUUGGACAAUAAAUGAAGAUACUCCAAACUUUUUGAAUUUUUAUAAUCCAUCAGAUAUCAACUGAAUUAUAGCACACAUAAAACGUUUUACUGGCACGGACAAAUAAUAUUCAGGGAUUUUGUUGGAAAUUCAGGUAUUCAAUUUAUUGUUAAAUUUCACUUUUUUCUUCUUCUUAGAAUGCAUGUUCUAAUGGUAUCAGGUAUUUGUUUGAAACUUUUUUGUGUUAAAAUAAAGAAAAUGGUAUUACCUCAUUUGCAUAAACA
This is a messenger RNA of Salvelinus namaycush (lake trout), 1095 nucleotides long. RefSeq names its product iodotyrosine deiodinase (gene iyd). The record is from RefSeq and is a predicted model, not a curated record. NCBI's taxonomy places the organism in Eukaryota, Metazoa, Chordata, Actinopteri, Salmoniformes, Salmonidae. Gene Ontology annotation, molecular function: oxidoreductase activity.